AGCACCGCGGCUUGGCUCAAAGUUUGCGCCGCCCUUGCGCCACGUGCCCGAUGGAUGGGUGAUCGACUGCGGCGGCGGCGGCGGCGGCAGGGUGAGCAAUGGCCAUAUUUGCCGUCGCGGCCCGAGCCAGCGGCAACAAAAAGUGCGCGGGCUCCCGUUGGGCGCUUGGACGGGCGCAGGGAUGUGUGGCCGCCCGGGCCGGGCCUCCUGGGCUCCGGCCUCCGCUUCUUCGGCGCCGCCGCCGCCAAGGUAAGCAAGCCAUCGCACUCGCGGCCUGGCCGGAGCGGCUCGGCUUGGCCGGGCCCGCCCAGGCGUGCCUGCCGCCCGCGGGGAUGUCGUUCAAGCCGAACUUGACCGCGCACAUGCCUGCCGCCGCCACCGCCACCGCGCUCAACGCCGGAAGCGUCCACUCGCCUUCUAUGAGCAUGGCGACAUCCUCCCAGUCCUGCCAGCUGCUGAGUGACUAUGGGCCGCCAUCACUAGGCUACACCCAGGGAACUGGAAAUAGCCAGGUGCCUCAGAGUAAAUAUGCAGAGCUGCUGACCAUCAUUGAGGAGCUGGGGAAAGAGAUCAGACCCACGUAUGCGGGGAGCAAGAGCGCCAUGGAGAGACUAAAACGAGGCAUCAUUCAUGCUCUAAGCCUGGUUCUGGAGUGCUUGGCUGAAAUGGAAUGGAAUGCCAGGUCCUAGCCCCUGGCCAAUGUGAAGGCCCAUCUCGCCACCCCAUGGAGAUGAGAGGCUUUGUUCAAGAUGGCAGUAGCUUUCCUGCCUUGGUCCUUAAGCUCUGAACCCACAUUCAGAAGAUUGGAAGACAUUUGCAGUUACUGAUGAUGUGCAUUUUAAGUAGUUAGGAACGAUCCAGCUCUUUUUUUUCCCAAGCAUUGAUUUGAAAGAUGUUUGUGAAGCCACUCACAGCAAGCUAUUGUUUGCCCCCAAAUACCAGUGUCCCCUUUAAU
Messenger RNA from Peromyscus maniculatus bairdii (prairie deer mouse), 955 nucleotides. The record is from RefSeq and is a predicted model, not a curated record. Lineage: Eukaryota; Metazoa; Chordata; Mammalia; Rodentia; Cricetidae.